Didymodactylos carnosus is the source of this 1293-nucleotide messenger RNA. Lineage: Eukaryota; Metazoa; Rotifera; Eurotatoria; Philodinida; Philodinidae. The record is from the annotation of a GenBank genome assembly.
AUGUAUGGAGUUCGGCGGAUUUGCGAGCCGUAUCCAGUUCUGUUUGUACGAAAAUCGAUAAAAAAACAUCAAAUUGAUAAAAGGAUAAAAGAGAGAGCAACAAAUGAUUUGACAUCGUCAUCAUCGAAUAAUGAUUAUGCGCGUCGAACAAAUUAUUCAUUAUGCACUGAUUCGAAUCAUUCGUCUUAUUAUUCAAUGAUUCCCACAAUAUCAACGAUUGACUCGUCAGAGACAAUGCCAAUUAAAUACGUGGAUAGUGGAUUUUCAGAAACGACGACUUAUGAUAACGAUACAACAAUUGCAUCAGAAAAUAUCUUAGAACAUAUAUUGUACUUUGAACAAAUGUAUUAUGAGCAAUUGAAAGAAAAUAUCACAAAAUAUUCUCGACCACUUCGACGUUAUUUAUCACAACAACAAAUACUCGAUUUAUUUCAAAAUAUUGAAAAAAUCUCAGCUAUUACCGAAUCUCUUGUACGUCAUUGCGAAAAAUUACUCAGUAAUACUGAAUCUAUUUCUAUCUCGACAGUCUAUAAAUCAUGGUUAAACAUAUUGAAUGAUUCAUAUCGUUCGUAUAUUCACCAUUUUUCACAAGCAUAUGCAACACUUGAAAAAUUUCAAAAGAAAAUAUCCAAUGUUUUACAAUUAUCAAUUAAUUAUGUAUUUCAUUCAAUUGAACAAUUUAUUAAAUUACCAUUAGAACAUUUGUAUCAAAUGAAUUAUCUUUUACAUCGUCUGUUCAUAAAGAGUGAUAAUAAAAAUAAUGAUAUUGACAUACAUUGUUUAGAAGUUAUAAAAUUAUUAGCAGCACAAGCAUCUCAAAUUUUAUCAUUUAAUAAUAAUUCAACAAUUUAUACACAAACAGAAUAUCAAACAACUGAUCAGGAUUCUACUCUUCAAACAAACGAAAAUAAAUUUGUCCGAUCAUCAUCAGCCGUAUUACAACGUGUAAACAAAGAACCAUGGUCAAUGAAUUUACUUGAAUUAUAUGACAAUAUGUUACGUUUUAUCCAGAUUGAUAAUAAUGGUACAUCGUCAUCAAGUACAAUUUCUUUGGAAAAUGUUAUUAAACUAGAAUGUGAUCAAAUAGAUGGAGGUGGUCAAAUUCGUUUAUUAUUAUCAAAAAAAAGUCUCAAAAUGAAUCAACAUCGUUCAACAUCAUCAUUAAAAUUGAUGCGUGUUUACAUUAGAUUUAGACAAAUGACUGAGUACAAUUUUUGGUACACACAAUUAAAUAAAACAAUUCAACUAGCUAAAGAUCAAAGUUGGACACGUAAAAAUGAAUUAGUAUUAUAA